AUGUCAGCGGAAUCUGGUAGCGCCAAGGCACACCCGAAGGCCUUGAUCUCAGAAGAUUACUUGGACUUUCCCUCUCAAAGAUGGUAUUAUCUUGGCUUUGGUGUUCUUUUACAGGCCUGCAAAACUGUGGAUGUAAUAUCAUCUUUUGUCUCACUGGAUAACAGCAAAUAUCUCUGUCGAAAGUGGCUUUUAUUCGAUACUUUGUACUGCAUCAUCCUUGCUUUCCUACGAAUACCACGACUUAACUACAGUAAAGCUGUCGUCGCCCUUCAAAUUCUAUGUCUGUGGCUGUUUGAUGGGCUGGUCUUUGGUGGGAUAAGAGUCAAUGUGUGGGGUGAUAGAAAUCUUGUGACGACGAGUCAACAAGAUAUUGCGUAUACCCCCGAAGCGUCCAGCUUCGUGGACGUUCUGGCUUCGUUCACAUUCGGGCUUUUCUCUCCACAAGUGGCACAGAAUGAUGCACAUCUUCUCGGUCAACAUACUGUGCGGAUGUCUCCAAUAAGUACCGCACAAUUGAACCCUUAUGGGGAAAUAUAUUGUCUUCCGUCAUCUGGGAACGCAGUCCUUGUCCCAGUGCUUCUCAAUAACACGAAUCCUGUCGCGCUCAAAUAUUCUAUUACACCUCUUGGGUUUGGUCCGGGCCAACCAGAGUUCCUCGACUUAUCAGGAAAGGAGCUGCGUGCAAUCGAGCAGGCGCGUGUAGAAGCACUUCAACUGACGCGUCCCGUAUCACAAGAUGAAACGGACGAAUAUGACGAAUACGACGAUGAUCCAAUCCCAAAACAUUCCCCAUCCCUCCAACGAACACAAACGCUGGUACACAUACGCCUCUCUAAACCAGGCAUUCUCCGGCUAGAACGUGUAUUCGACACCUCGAGCACUGAGGCUCGGUUGGUCAUUCCCUCGGAUUUGACCGUAGUGCCAUGUCCUCAGGCAGGAUUUACGCCUGAUAAGCAAGCAGAAAACAAUAUUCGUUGCGCUGGACAAGAAAACGACGUACAGCUCAUGAUGGACAUCAACGGGGUUCCCCCCCUCAGGCUCAGGUGGUCCAAAACUGUUAAUGGAAAACGAGAGGCUUUCUUGGUGGAGGGAAUAGAAGGCGGACGUCACUCGAAAUCAUCUCCGUCCUCUGAUCCUUCUUCCCAGAUUGUCAGUAUCAGCGCUGACUCAACGAAAUGGACUCCUGCGCCUGAAAAGCUCCAAGUCCCUCUUGCUAUCUCGCUUGAUAUACCUGGAAGUCAUAUCUAUGCUUUGGAGGAAGUCAUGGAUGCCACGGGAAAUACAAUGCUUAUAGAUGGAAACACGCCUGACAAUCUUGCAAACCAUCGUGCCAUGAGAUCUUUUACUGUGCUGCGACGUCCAGCGAUUUCAUUCAAGCACUGUAGCCCGGAACAUCCUGUUUCUUUAGCUAUCGGCUCAGAGGCAGCUUUAACAGUCUCUACGAUUGAUGCGGAUCCCGUCGAUGCGCCUUGGGAGGUAUCAAUCAAAUACCAACCUCCCUCUGGUGAUAAAAGUAGCAAACGUUUCAAACCUUGGUGUAAGACCCUUUCAACCCAGGGAAGUCGAAGGGACCUCACCAUAGGUGUAACUGCCCCAGGUGAGUAUAUGAUAGCUGGUGUCAAGGGCAAAUGGUGUGCGGGUGAUGUCCUGGCUCCAGAAUCGUGCAACGUCGUCGAGAAACCUAUUCCGACCGCUGAAAUUCAAUGGACGAAGAUUCAUGAAUGUUCUGGUGAUACUGGGGUUUCUGCUACGCUUGUCCUUCAUGGCACUCCGCCCUUCCAUGUAUACUACACAGUGCAGAAAGAUUCCGAAGUGCCGAAAGAGAUGUCGAAAACUUUUGCGUCCUCCAGAGGGCAGUUCACGUUGCAACCGGAGCAAAGUGGUCACUAUAUUUUCACCUUCACCAAGAUCAGCGAUGCAAACUAUCAGAGGGUCGAAUUCGACGGACCCAGUAUCAACCAGAUCAUUCAUCCCCCUGCGUCUGCCGACUUUAUAGGUAUUCCAAAGGGCCCUGGGCGAAAGAAGGCCAUAAAUAGUUGUGAGGGCAGAUUGGUAGACGUGGAAGUUGAACUACGAGGCUCUCCUCCUUGGAGCUUGGAACUCCAGCUCGUCGGACCUCAAAGCUCAGAGAUACUCACGAUCUCGAAUAUCACCUUGAAUCGAAAGACGAUACAGAUACCCAUACCUGAGGCAGUGGAUCAAGAAGGGGGCGCUUUUGAAAUUGACUUGAUCAGUGUCGAGGACAAGUCCAGAUGCAAGCUUCCCAUCUCAGUCCCCGGGGUUUCUGUCAAUGUCAGGAGGUUGAAACCUACUGUCAAGUUCUACGGUGUCAAUGGUAAACGUCAAGUCACCGUACUUGAGCGAGAGCGAGCUGGCCUUCCCCUGCGACUGACCGGCGAGAGUCCAUGGCGCAUGAAAUAUCACCGCGUGGGCGACGAUGGAGUGACUUCGUUGACGUUGAAAACUCCGAACGACGUUGUGUAUGUUUCUGAGAAAGGAUUAUAUGAGAUCCUGGAGAUAUCUGAUGCGCAGUGCCCUGGAUCUGUCAUUGGUGAUGCCUCGGAUUAUCGUGUAGAUUGGGUUCCGAGACCCACCGCGAAGUUAUCUGAACAUACACCUGCAACUUAUGAACCUCUCAACGGCUCUUAUAUCCUCCCCCCUCUUUGCGAAGGUAUGGAUGACCACGUUGACCUUGAUCUCACUGGUCGGCCUCCAUUCCAAAUCAUGUACAACAUCGCACAGGGCAAUGACCAAGGAGGCACAAGGUUAAUCGAUCAACCUAUAUUCAACAGUAUUCAACCUCGUACCCGGUUCCAGCUGCACACAUCUGAUCCUGGUCGGGUGUACUAUGAAGUGAAACAGAUUGGUGAUGGAGCCUACCCACUCGAGAAUCAUAAAAACACACCAAUACCUCGUUACGAGCGACUCUUGUUCGAACAGCAGGUUUCUCUACGGCCUACUGCUCGUUUCAAAAACCGCAACAGGUUGUCCUACUGCUUAUAUGAUUUAUUCACUCCACUUGACAGGCUGUCUUCGGAUGGUCUCGUAGUACUCGAAGGCACGCCUCCCUUCCAACUCGAACUUUCGAUUAAAAACUUGGCUACUAGCCACGUUGAUCAACAGAUGAUUGAAGUGCACGAUCAUUCUUGGAAACUCAGUCUACAAACCUACCAAUUUACCUCAGUAGGACCUCAUCUUGUCGUCAUUCAAUCUGUCGCAGAUGCCUCCCAUUGUGCACAUGCUGCCUUGGAUCCGUUGGCCACUUCAGUCUGGGUAGACGUAGCAGAAGCUGCCGCGAUAGUACCUGUAGACCGUCGAGAAGACUUUUGUGUUGGCGAAGCGGCGCAAUUUCAACUCGAAGGGACUCCACCGUGGUCAAUUGGAUACCGAAUCAAUGGCAAGGCGUAUACACAAGAAGCUAAAGUGUCGCCCUUUUCACUACUUCAGCAACAGGCUGGAGAGUUCACUGUGACUUCCGUCGCUCACCAACAAAAGAUGUGCAAAGCAUCAAUCACAGAUCUGAGGUUCUCCGUUCAUCCUUUACCUUCUGCACAAGUCGGUCACGGAAAGAGAAUCUAUCAAGAUAUUCACGAGGGUGAUCAAGCUGAAAUUGUCUUUACACUCGUCGGGGAACCUCCGUUCACGUUCACAUAUCAGCGAUUGGAGCUGACUACCGGUAGGGGCAAGCCAGGCAAAGUGUUGGAGACGCACACGGUUUCUCGAAUAUACUCGAACGAGUACUCGAUAUUCUCCGCCUUAGAGGGGACGUGGACGGUCACAUCAAUAUCAGAUCGUUACUGCCGCUAUCCACCCACACAGCCUGAUCUCGGCACUCAAAAAAACUAG
Lentinula edodes (shiitake mushroom) is the source of this 3846-nucleotide messenger RNA. RefSeq lists its product as uncharacterized. Bases 1 to 3846 code for a protein of 1281 amino acids. The transcript has 13 exons. Lineage: Eukaryota; Fungi; Basidiomycota; Agaricomycetes; Agaricales; Omphalotaceae. Gene Ontology annotation, cellular component: nuclear pore transmembrane ring. Gene Ontology annotation, molecular function: structural constituent of nuclear pore. The record is from RefSeq and is a predicted model, not a curated record. Gene Ontology annotation, biological process: protein import into nucleus; nuclear pore organization.